Brachypodium distachyon (stiff brome) is the source of this 1106-nucleotide messenger RNA. RefSeq names its product protein MKS1. The transcript has a single exon. The record is from RefSeq and is a predicted model, not a curated record. Lineage: Eukaryota; Viridiplantae; Streptophyta; Magnoliopsida; Poales; Poaceae. Gene Ontology annotation, cellular component: nucleus. Bases 171 to 800 code for a protein of 209 amino acids.
CUAACCGGUCCGUCGAGUUUUAGCCUCUUGCUGUCCCCUUCAAAUCUUCCGUGUCUCCUCCAUCUGCUAGCUGCCUCAGCUCUCAAAAGUCGCACCUAUCCAUCAAUAAACACCGCGCGCGUAGCUAUCCAUCCACAUCGAUCCUUGCGCACCUUGGGUUCAUUCCAUCCAUGGCCGCCGCGAGCUACGACGCCGAUCACGUCCGGCGCCACAGCGGCCUCGGCGUGCACGCCGCGUCGCGGAAGAUCGGCAAGCCGGCGCCGUCGGCACCGUCGACAUCGCAGAAUCGGAAGCCGGUGAUCAUCUACAUGGUGUCCCCGAAGGUGAUCCACGUGGAGGCCCACGAGUUCAUGUCGCUCGUGCAGCGGCUCACCGGCCCCGACGGCGGCGACGAUCAGGCCAGGCUGCAGCAGGCCUCGACGUCGUCGUCUUCCCCGAGGGCGGCGGCGGCCCGCAAGCAGGGCGCGCCGCCGGUGCGCGUGAAGGCGCGGGCCCUGAACCGGCCCGGCCCGGCGGUGUCCGUGUCGGUCACGGCCACGAGGCAGCAGCAGCAGCAGCAGCAGGCCGGGCCUCCGUCGUCGUGGGCCGUGCCGUCGCCGGCGUCGGGGUUCCUGUUCCGCGACCUCAGCCCGCUCCGCGGCGGCGCGCUCAAGGGCGAGGGGGCCUCCUCCCUCGUCUCCCCAUGGCUGCACCACGUCAGCGGCGGCGACCAUUUCCUGAGCCCCGGUGCGCCGGGCCUCGCCUCGCCCUCGGGCUUCCUCGACAUCUUCGGCCCGCUAUCCUCCUCUCAGCACCAAUGAUUCAUCGGAUCCAUGGUCAGGAUUCUGGGAACUCAAGAGUACGUACGUAUGCUUUAGGGUUUUUGCUGCGUGAACUCGCAUCGAUAGCUCUCAGCCUCUCACAUGAUGAUCAAUCAAAAAUAUCCCCUGCGUGGAUCCUGGAUGGUUCGGCAAAGCUGUAAAUAGGCGUAGGUUUUCGAUCACGGUAUUCGGGUAUUGAGUUCAUGUGCUUGAUUUUGAUCUUGUUUUGCAGUUCUUGUUGUACAUUAAUUGUAAUAACUGGUGCACCCUUGACCUUGAGAUAUAUGAAAUUGAUUUAUUUGUUCA